This is a messenger RNA of Drosophila eugracilis, 1639 nucleotides long. RefSeq names its product SPRY domain-containing protein 7. Lineage: Eukaryota; Metazoa; Arthropoda; Insecta; Diptera; Drosophilidae. Gene Ontology annotation, molecular function: protein binding. Bases 129 to 899 code for a protein of 256 amino acids. The record is from RefSeq and is a predicted model, not a curated record. The transcript is spliced from 3 exons.
AUGACCCUUUGAUAUACAGAACAUCUGUUCACAAAAACAAAACCAAACGAAACAGCGAAAAAGAUUUGCGAUUUGUUUAAAAAGCAAAAUUAAACAAGGUCUUCAAGUAAACCCACAUCGAUUUAGGGAUGUUCUGCUGCCUACGCACCUGUCUCAAUGGAGGACACAUAAGGAAACCAACAGCUGCCAGUCGCCUACGGGAGCCCGAUGUUCAUUUGGAUGCAGCGCAUAUGGGACCUGAUGUUAUCCUACUGUCUCACCAGCUUCGAGUAACUGGAACCGGAGGCGUUCUGGCCACAGCUCCUUUGGUCCAAUCGAAAUCUUACUUCGAGGUCAAGAUCCAGCAGGGAGGCAGUUGGUCCGUGGGUUUGGCAACCCGACAAACGGAUCUAAGUCGGAAGAGUGGAGGCGGAGAUCGUGAGUCCUGGUGCCUGUGCUCCGACAAUGCCACACGCCAUAAUGAUCAAGAGGUAAUCCGACCAGUGGUGCAGGCUGCUUGCACCACCCAACCAUCACGAACGCCCAAUGGAAUCCUCAACAAUAGUGCUGCCAAGGCAGCUGGACUUAUUGCCAUCGAAGAUCUGCAGCAGGAAGAUCUGUUAAUGACCACCGGAGUGGCACCGUCCGAUGUGGGUAUCAGUGAUUCGUUAAUAACAUCGCCACAACGAGAUUUUCCCGACGAGGGCGAUAUUGUAGGCGUGGCCUUUGACCAUGUUGAGCUAAACUUCUACUUCAAUGGAAAGAAUUUAGAGGUUCCCUUCCGAAAUGUGCGAGGCGCAGCAUUGUUUCCCGUGAUUUAUGUGGGCAAUGGCGCCAUCCUGGACAUUAUCUUGGAUAAUUUUUCAAAUAGUCCACCACCUGGAUUUGAGCGUAUACUUCUGGAGCAGUCUCUACUCUAGAUAACCUAUAACAAAGAGCCUUGAACAAACUAGCAGCUUCAGAACAAAACAUUGAAAAAGAUAUCUAAGAAUAGUGCAUUUUAGGACUAUAGAGCAGUUUUUAAAUCCAGAUAUCAAAGCUCUUUUGAGUAAGAACUACCUAUGAGAACCUAUGAGAACUUUGUCUUUAAAGACAAUUUAUUUAUAUGCAUUUUGAUUUCGAUCAUAAGGACAUAAAGUCAUUUCAAUUAUAGUCAAGUUUAAAAAGUUGAAAAUGUAUAAAAAAACAUUAUGGUCUUACUACACUUGCAGUAUUUCUGUCCCUAGUCAAAAAGAAAAACUUAUAAAAGGACUUUUUCUUGCAAAUAUUUCUAGAAAUGGCUUUCAAAGACGGUUAAUAAUACCCUCUUAUAGUCCUGAAAUGCACUAUUUUUGUCAUUUAGACAACAGGUGUAUAAACUUUGUAACCUCUCUAGUCCUUAUAAUCCCCAAAACCGAAAUGUAUUUGUUUUAUUCUAUUAAUAUUUUGUAAAUUAUUUACGUAGCUUGACCUCGCGACUGCUUUUGUAUUAUACACCGACAUACAUAUAUAUGUAUCUGAAUACCAGGUCCAUUUUUUUUGUAGGAACUAGAUCACACAAAAUCAAUUCGAACUUCUUACACAUUCCAAUUUACAACGGCAACGUACUCGAGCACGGAAUUACCUAAACUAAAUUUAAGAAUAUAUAUCUGUAUAUCUAAAUAAAUUAUAUCUACAUGUA